AUGGCGCAACGCGAAAAGGGCGGCCGCGUCGUCUUCAUCGGCAACAUCCCCUAUGGCGUCAGCGAGGAGCAGAUCAUGGACAUCUUCGGCCGCUGCGGGCAGGUCGUCAACUUCCGCCUCGUCUACGACAAGGAAACCGGCCAACCCAAGGGCUUCGGCUUCCUCGAGUACACCGACGUCGACGCUGCCGCCUCCGCUGUGCGGAAUCUGAACGAGUUUGAUCUGAAUGGGCGGACGCUGCGGGUGGACUAUAGCAACGACAACCGCGCCGGAGGUGGAAACCAGAAUCAGAACCAGAAUCAGAACAACCAGAACAACAACAACAACGACUCCAAUCGCGCUCCCCCACCGGCGCAUUCCAAUAUGCCGCCCAAUGGCGCUCGUCCGGAUCCUAGCGCGCUCCCACCGCUCCCACAAGGCAUCAAUCUGCCUCCAGGCGUCACGGCCUUCGAUGCCAUCAGCCAGACCAUCUCCAAAGUCGACACGCCCCAACUCCUCGACUUCAUCAGCCAACUCAAGAACCUCUGCCAAUCGAACCCCGCCCAGGCAUCCGCGCUCCUACAAUCGGCACCCCAAUUGGGCUACGCAGUCUUCCAAGCCAUGCUCCUCCUCAACCUCGUAGACACCAACGUCGUUGCCCAACUCAUCCAAACUGCCGGCGGCCCUGCUCCAGUACAACCACCACCAGCCCAGCAAGCUCCUCCACCGCAGCAAUACGCUCCACCCCAACCUCCUCAGGGUUAUCCACCUCAACCACCGCAGGGUUACCCUCCGCAGCCGCCUCAGGGCUAUCCACCCACGCAUUACGCUGCGCCAACACCGCCACAAGCACCGGCAUACCAGCCUCCAGCCCAGCAAGCGCCGCAGCCACCGCAAGUCGGGCCAGAGCAAGCUGCUCUCAUCCAGCAGGUCAUGGCCUUGCCAAGAGAGCAGAUCUUGGCCAUGGAACCGACGGCAAGAGCACAGCUCAUGCAGAUAAGACAGAUGUAUGGCGCUCCGGUAUGA
Molecule: messenger RNA, 1005 nt
Organism: Lecanosticta acicola
Lineage: Eukaryota; Fungi; Ascomycota; Dothideomycetes; Mycosphaerellales; Mycosphaerellaceae
Source: the annotation of a GenBank genome assembly